AUAACCAGGCUCACCUGCUGCAGCAGAGCUUUGGGUCAGCGAGUGGGUGAGCGUCUCGGAGGUACCUGCGGAGGACCAGCGUGACCGAAGGGCUCGUCUCCUCUCAGUAUCACACACGUUUCCACGAUGAAUGGUCUGAGUGUCGCCACAGCGGUCCAACACUUCUGGAGGAGACGGUGUCUGGAAUCGUGCGCUGGCACGGCUUUUUAAAGCCUACCAGCCACCAUAUUUUCAGGGGCGACGGACCCCAUCAGGAAGCACCGACACUUCCAGCUCACCUUGCCCGGCGAUGGAGGUCCGCCGUUGGAGGCUUGGGAGCUAGGGGGGAGGGUAGAGGGGGAGGGGGAGGGGGGGUCGGCCGCAGUUUCGCCAAAAUUACGACGGGAAUCCGGUACAGCUCCCUGUCUCCCGGCAACGGGAGAGACCAGCGGCCGCUCGUGAUGUCUCGUGCCAAGGAGCGACUGAAAGGCGGGAAGGAGACCAAGGACAGCGUCACCCUGCUGCCCUGCUUCUAUUUCGUAGAGCUCCCUAUUCUGGCCUCCUCUAUUGUCAGUCUUUACUUCCUGGAGCUGACGGAUAUUUUCCAGCCGGUGCAUUCUGGGUACAGUUGUAAUGAUCGCAGUCUAUCUCUACCAUACAUCCUCCCAAGACAGGAAGUCUGUCCAUUGCCUUUGCUCUUCAGCCUGGCCUUCGCUGCACCUACUGUCACUAUUCUGAUAGGAGAGGCAAUCCUGUACUGCUAUCUGUCCAGGAAGUCAUCAGCCAGUCAGACUGAGGCCAACAUCAAUGCUGCAGGCUGCAAUUUCAACUCCUACAUUCGCAGGGCUGUACGCUUCAUAGGUGUCCAUAUCUUUGGCCUGUGUGUGACAGCACUGAUAACAGACAUUCUUCAGCUAUCCACUGGCCAGCAUACUCCCUAUUGGCUGGAUGUGUGCAAACCUAACCUGACUCACCUUAACAUGUCUACCUGUGAUGAAGCGUUUAUCCUAGAGGAUAUCUGCUCUGGACAGGACAUAGGGCUCAUCAAUGCUGGCAGGAAAUCUUUCCCCUCCCAGCAUGCUACUCUGGCUGCCUUUGCUGCUGUCUACAUCUCAAUGUACUUCAACACGGUGUUGACUGACUCAGCCAAGCUGCUGAAGCCUCUCCUGGUGUUCUCCUUCGUCAUGCUGGCCAUCCUGGCUGGGUUAACCAGGAUCAUCCAGUUUAGAAACCACCCCGUUGAUGUAUACUGUGGGUGGGUGCUGGGAGCUGCCAUUGCUGUUUACCUGGGUGUGUACGCCGUGGGGAAUUUCCAGCCUAGUGAAGAUUGCUCCAGGAGUAGACAACCUGCCCCCAUACUGAGAGAGCCACCCCUCUCCUCCUUGCCCAAUGUCAGCCAGUCAGCAAUUGGCAACAGCCAUCAAGGCCACCACACACUGGGUCCCAGCCAACCAGAACCUAUUAUUACAAGGACGUCUUCCCACCCCUUGGUCCCAGAGCAAACAGGACCCAUCCUAACGCGUAGCGCCUCUUGUCGAGAGCCGUCUAUGACCAAUUUGAAGAGAGCCAGUGCUGAAGUGGAGGUAAUAACUCCGUCCAGUCCAUUAGGCAACCGUGACAACAUGAUGACCUUCAGCAGCAGCACACUGCCAAGAUCCCACGGAGGUUCCUCGCUGGAGGAAGGUCGUAUUCCACGGCGUCACGCUUCCAUCCACGCCUCGAUGGACUCAACCCGGUCCAAACAGCUGCUCAGCCAAUGGAAGAACAAGAAUGACAACAGGAAGCUGUCUCUGCAGGUGAUGGACGGUAUAAGGCCAGCCUCCUCUUCGUCUCCUCAGAGGAACAUGGAGCUGCGCUGCUCCUCUGAACCGUCUGCCAUGGGUCUGGAGGUGGAGCUCCGCGGUGGAGCCCACCUGCCUAUAGCCACAGGCCAGGAAGCUGAGCUACGUGCUGGGGCGCACAUCCCACACUGCAGUGGCGGGCGGGCCAGAGUAUCUAUCCAGUCCCGACCUGGAUCCUCUCAGCUAGUUCAUAUCCCCGAAGAGGAAAAUCCCACCAGCAAGGAUCAGGAGAGUGAAUCCGAGGACAGCAUCAUGGACGGGGGUGGGUCAGUGAGAGAAAAGUGGCUGAGAGUGACGGAGAAGACCACCAUCCCUUGCAGGCCUCUCAGUGCUGGAGGACAGCCACGUCUCAUGCAGGUCAUAGCCUUAUCUAAACAACAGGGUCUGCUUCACUCUCCUCGGUCAGAGGACGGUGGCAGCACUGUCAGUUGCACCGGAUCCAUUCGGUACCGAGCCCUGACAGACCAGGAUCCAUCUCCACCCGCUUCCACCACUGGAGCCAUGGGAGGAGGAGGGGGAGGUUUGGAGAGAACUGGGAGUAUAGUGCGUGUUGAAGCCCACCCAGAGUCCAGAUCAAACAAACCAAUAGUGAAACCUCCGAGCACUGAUGGAAGUGGCUCCUGGCGAUGGAAACCACCAGAACAAAGAGCUUCCCUUCGGCAGUCGGCUUUCAACCUCAAUGACCUGAACAGACACACGGACAGCUGCGAUUCACUGAAGGACGGUGGAUCGGUGGAUGGGAGGAGAAGUGUCACGGGGACAGAAACAGAGAGCGAUGGGGGUGGGGACGCAGGGGGCAGUGGAAUGGGAGGAGGAGGAGGUGUCUACACCAGCCAUCCACAUGUUGUGCACCCGUUACAUCCCUUACAUCCAAAUAAUCCCAACAACUACCAGCACUCCAGUUUUAAUCCUAACAAUUCCAAUAAUCCCAGUUUUAACAACGCUCACCCUAACUUUAACCCUCCUUCUAACAACUCGAACAUGCCGUUCACACCCACUGCCACCUUUGCUCCUCCCUUCCACCCCCACCCUCAAGCAGUCACCACUAUCAGGGUUACACCAGUGGAGGCGACAGCUGCCAGCAGUGAUGGCGGCUCGGACUGCCAGUCGGUUGCCUCAUCCAGCCGUGAAUCCACCUUGAGAAGGAAGAGCAGCAGCAACGUGGUCCACGUCCAGGAUCGAGGGCCUACCCCUGAGUUCCACAACAACCACCGCCUUUGUGAUGACAGCAACCGCCUUGACAAUGAAAGCAGCAACCGCUUUCACGAAAACCUGCGAAGCUUUCAAGAAAACCCCAUUCACCCCAACCACCCCAACAGGCAGCUGCAGGGAGUGUUUGGGCGUCCAAGCCCCACCCCUCCCCCUACUUUACCCCGCCCGAUCCUGACUCACACUCCCCCGCCUACAUUUGGGCUGGCCUACAAAGAAUAACAAGUUCAGUGUGAGUUAUCCAUCUAUAACUACAAUUAUAAAAACAAGUAAACCAUUCUAGACCAACGGGAAAUUUCUGGAGAUGAUGUGAACAACUCCACAAUCUGCUUACCACCUGCAGCCAACAGGAGAUGGUAAAAAACAUUCACACGUUCUCAAAUGACCAGUCAGGCUACUAUAGAUGGCCACUUGUGUCCAGCUUAUUAAAUUCUGUUAGCAGUAGGUUAGAGAUCGACUUUGGUUCACAGGCCAUAGACGUCGAGUCAUGCCUGCUCCCAAUUUCCUCCUGGCCAACAUACAAGGAGUAGGUUGGACUGAGUUUGAGUCAACAUUUCUUCUAAUUUGAUUACAUAUUUACAUAUUUUUAUCAUGUAUCGCUGCACAAGCCAGAUAUUCCUUUUGUAAAUCUGAUAAAUUGAGUGCACUUGCUUCGUAGGCAGAAAGGGGCUUAAAUAAACUGCUGGCCCUUUGACGCUGGUCUACGCUGGUAUUAUUACCCUGCCAGUAAGGACAGAUUCACACUAAUGACUCACUUUUCUCUGGCUGCAAAGGUCAGCUAAAACUGGGGUGACAUUUCUACACAUCCACGUUUUUGUCACACACAGGUAACAUCGAACAUCGUAACCACAUGCCCUUAGAUGGAAUUUUGUAUUCAAAGCCUAUAACUGUGAUUGUGUUUGUACAUAAGAGUGUGGGCGGCCACGGGGGAAAUUAAAUCCAUGGUCUUAAUUAUGUCUGGACUACAAAGAGUCCCUUCUGGGUAAUAACAGUAUAUCUUAUUUGAUGGUGGUAUUGUGUUUGUGUUGAAUAAGAACAAUAUCAAGGGGCAUAUAUGGUGUUUAGAUAUACUAAAACAAGCACUUUUUUCAUGCUGUGUUUUAUUGGUGCGCAGUGUAUAAAUGAUUCUUACUGUGUGGUAGUUGUACUGACACAUGCAGCAUCGCCUGAACAAACCACACCACCAAGGAUGUUCAUUUCUUUCCUGUUCUUUAUUUUGAUUUCCCAGCUCAUCGUCUUUAUGACUCGGUAUUACAGCCACUCUAAGGAAGAAACAUGGAAUCAUUACAGAAUAAAGUUGUAACGAUUAUGAGAUAAAGUUUUAUAAGACAAUGUUUUAUGAUGAAAAAGAUAAUAAUUAUACACGCACGCUGAAGUAACAGCGAGGAUUUGUACUUUAAAGUGAAGAACGAGUAAAUAUAAGUGAAAUGCCACUUUGUUCCAUUUUCAAAGAAAAUCAGAAUAUUUUAAGAGAAAAGGUGUACAGUAUAAUUAAAAUGUAAUUACCAUAAUUUAAAAAGCAUUUUCAGGAAAAGGUCAAACUGUUAAAAUAAUCAAAUGUAAUUUUACUAUAUAUGUUAUUUUCAAAACAUAUAAAUGAUAAAAGAUAAUAAUAUGAAAAUAUUUCCAUUAAUAAUACUUUAUUAUUUUACAAAUAAAUCACCCAUUAUAGAAGAUUAAAAAAAAAAACAUUGGGAAUAUACCAUAGAAAACAGAGUCAGGUUUUAAAAUUAGGUUUAUAUUUCAAUAUUGUGACAUGUUUGCAUCUUUUUUUUAACAUUUCCAGCUGUCUGUUCACAUAUUUAAUAUUUCUUUUUUCUAAUGGUUCGCAGUUGUGGAAAUAUAAAAUGAAAACUUUGUUUUCAUCUCAUACUCUCAAAUACUUUAAUAUUUGCAUGUGUGGGUAAAUUCAUAGAGUAUAGACAGUGUUAUUAUUCUUACUUUUUUUCACUCAGUCAUUGAUCUCAGUGGAAAAAAAAAAAUGUUUUUGUUGUUGUUGUUUUCUUUUUAAAUGUAUAGAUUGGCAGUUAGAAGAAUAUUUAAUAGACAUUUUCUUAACCCAGUGUUUACAUUGUUCAAUAAACUUUGUGCCCAAGUGCCAUCAAAGAAAAGUCCUGUAGCUGUAGGCUAGUCACAUAGAUACCAAGUGUUUGUGCAGGACUCUACUUUGUUUAUCUUGAUAAGAAUCUGCCUAGAAACAGCAAAGUCACAUGUUUGGAUUGUGAAAACAUUCAGAAAGCACCAAUACGUGUGGCGGGUGAUUUACAGCUGCUGUGCUGUGUAGAUAUCUAUAUAGUUUAUGUACAUGUUUGCUUCUGCUCCAGUAUUUCUUUGCUUAUUGCAGCUGUCAGUGCAGUGAAUGAUUAAGAUAACGUUUGAUGCUACUGGAAAGAAUGGGCCUGUCGAGCUGUUUUAAAUGGUCAAGCGAGCUUUAGUAAUAUAGUACAUUUCAGAACAAACGUUGACCUAAAUUGCUUUCAAUCAAAGAUCUGUGACAUGCUAACCACAUAAGCACAAUGGGAAUCAGUGCAAGGCAAACUAAGGAAGAAAAGUAAAUGUAUAAGAUAGUAGUGAGCUUGAUAGAAAUCACGAGGGAACCUCAGAAAAUUAGGUAGAGGACUAAUAUGAAAGUGCCAGAUACUUUUAGUUGUUACCCAACCAACAGACAACUUGAAUGUACCCUGAUCAAGAAGAAAGUUUGAUGGAUUCAGGAUGGUUUCCCAGCCGGUGAAGUCAUUUUUGUGUUUCGGUUGUUUGUUUGAAUUCUUUUCAGCUGUUUGUUUUUUUUUUUGUUUUUCUUUUUUUCGAGACCAGCUAAAGACGUUGUGUAAAUUUGAAAUGGUGUGUAAGUUGUGGAGGGUUCUAGCGUCAUCACAUUAAAGAGACACCUGUUAA
Molecule: messenger RNA, 5924 nt
Organism: Oreochromis niloticus (Nile tilapia)
Lineage: Eukaryota; Metazoa; Chordata; Actinopteri; Cichliformes; Cichlidae
Gene: plppr4a
Product: phospholipid phosphatase related 4a
Exons: 12
Coding region: 441-3251 (936 amino acids)
Biological process (GO): axonogenesis; phospholipid metabolic process; signal transduction
Cellular component (GO): plasma membrane
Molecular function (GO): phosphatidate phosphatase activity
Source: RefSeq, a predicted model, not a curated record